AUCUUUUCAGACUCUAACGAUUUUAAAUUCUUAUCACAAAGUGCGCGCCACAUAAAAUAUUUUAUCGUAUACGUAGACGUAUAAAGAGAUAGGAUUUACAGUUGUUUGGGACAGAAAGAAGAGCACAGAUAUCACAAUGGUUCAAGUACGAUGAUUACGAAUAUUUUCACGGGUGUUAGAGCACGAGACGAUUGCGUAAGAGAGGAAUCUUCUGUACCACAGAAGAACAUCCCUCCUUCUACCGCUCUGGGAUCUUCUCUUUCUCCGUUCGUCUGAUGUGGGAGCCCCAAGAAAGAGAGACUCUCAAGAGUCCCCCCUUUUUCUCGGCUGAUGUCUAAAGCCAUAUAUAUAUAUACCACCACCUCGUGGAACAAUCUUUUAAGAAAGAUACUCUGGAAGUAGAAUCGUCGAAUCUGAAGAGUAAGUGCAGUUCAACAAAAAAACUGAAAAGACAAGGAACACGGGAAGAUAAAUGAUCACCACGCUGUACGACACUGCGGAUUAAGGGGAUCAGAUUUUUCGGAAAGAUGAUUUCAAGGUAUCAAGUAAUCUGCGCUCUUUUGCUUCUUGGUGCGGUUUUACUCUAUGAAACAAUGGCGCAAGUGGAUGGUUACACACCUGGCGUAGACUAUCCAAUUUACAAUUCGGUGCCGUUCGGACUUGCGUUUACCUGUGGAGGAAAGUUACCUGGAUACUAUGCCGAUCCCGAAGCCAGAUGUCAGGUAUGGCAUUGGUGCUUGCCAAAUGGACGUCAAUUUAGUUUCCUUUGCCCGAAUGGUACAGUUUUUAGUCAAACGACACGCGUUUGCGACUGGUGGUUUAAGGUGGACUGCCAGGACUCACCGAGACUUUAUGGUAACAAUGACGAGCUUUACAGAGACGUGAAUGGAAAUAAAAUUUAACUACUCCCACUAUACUUUUUUAUAUAAAUAGUUGUAUGUACAUUAAUAAAUCCUUUUAUAUAUAAGAUUCUCGCGAUCAUCGCUAUUGAAGAUAUCGAAGAUUCGUCUGGAAAGGAAAGAAUGAAGAUAAUACACAAAUCCCUAGCUUGCCGAUGCAGUAGAAAAGUAACGAGGAUGUCUGCCUUAUUUAUCGCUGUUAAAUAAAAUAGAGUUUGCAAAAAUCAUCAGAAA
Pogonomyrmex barbatus (red harvester ant) is the source of this 1133-nucleotide messenger RNA. Its product is annotated as U-scoloptoxin(01)-Cw1a. Gene Ontology annotation, molecular function: chitin binding. NCBI's taxonomy places the organism in Eukaryota, Metazoa, Arthropoda, Insecta, Hymenoptera, Formicidae. Gene Ontology annotation, cellular component: extracellular region. The record is from RefSeq and is a predicted model, not a curated record.